AUGCCGCACAUAUCUACAUUCAACUUAGCGAGUUCCACAUCUGCGAAGGUGAAAUGUUGCUCAAGUGGUGUAACAUUUUCUUCCUCAGGGCCAGAAGUAACUCGUGCCUGCCUGCCAAAUAGGCGAACCAUUCUCAAGCCCGGAACGAAAUGCUACGCGGUGGGAUGGGGCGAAAUAAACUCUCAGAUUGACGCCGGAUCAAAUAACACUCAGGGAUCAUCAUUAUUUACAUCAAGACAAUCAGAAUUCGGACGUGAAUCGCGUCAAACAAAAGAGGAUAUUAUGGAAGUGGUUGAAAUGCAUGAAGUCAGCCUAACCGUAUUAAGUUCCAACAAAUGCCGAGCAUACAACAAUGAUCUGCAGGAGGAGACCACCAUUUGCGCAGGUUCCGUUGGCAAAGACACAUGCUACGGCGACAGCGGUGGCGGCCUAUACUGUCGACUGCCUAAUUCUAAAAUCUGGUACAUCGCUGGCGUGACAAGUUUCGGAGACCCCCGAUGGAUGCGGAAAACUUCCAGGAAUCUACACAUCCGUCAUUGCACAUACAGGCUGGGUUCAGCGAAUAAUCAGAAACUUGACAUAGAAAUUGUGGCGUUGUGCAACAAAUGUAUUGAUAAUGUACUUCAUUUCUUAACUAACACAUUCUCCAUUUCAAUGUAA
Molecule: messenger RNA, 660 nt
Organism: Dicrocoelium dendriticum
Lineage: Eukaryota; Metazoa; Platyhelminthes; Trematoda; Plagiorchiida; Dicrocoeliidae
Source: the annotation of a GenBank genome assembly